AUGGUGUCUCUCUUCUCUGGCCGCAUCUUGAUCAGGAACAACAGCGACCAGGAUGAAGUGGAGACAGAGGCGGAGCUGAGCCGUAGGUUAGAGAAUCGCCUGGUGCUGCUAUUCUUUGGUGCCGGGGCCUGUCCUCAGUGCCAGACCUUCGCCCCAGUCCUCAAAGACUUCUUCGUACGGCUCACCGAUGAGUUCUACGUGCUACGGGCAGCACAGCUGGCCCUGAUCUAUGUGUCCCAGGACCCUACAGAGGAGCAACAGGACCUCUUCCUCAGGGACAUGCCUGAAAAGUGGCUCUUCCUGCCGUUCCAGGAUGACUUGAGGAGGGACCUCGGGCGCCAGUUCUCCGUGCGUCGGCUGCCGGCGGUUGUGGUCCUCAAGCCGUGCGGGGACGUGCUGACGAGCGACGCCACCGAGGAGAUCCAGCGCCUGGGACCCGCCUGCUUCGCCAACUGGCAGGAGGCGGCCGAGCUGCUGGACCGCAGCUUCCUGCAGCCCGAGGACUUCGACGAGCCGGCGCGGCGCAGCAUCACCGAGCCUCUGCGCAGGCGCAAGUACCGGGUAGACCGAGAGGCCGGCCGGGGGCGGGGCCGAAGCGGGCGCGACUCUGGUGACCCCCAGGGAGACGCCGGGGCAGAGGUCUGGUGACCCCACCACCCAGGGUACCCGGGUGCAUUGGUGGGACUUUGGUGACCUCCAGGGGAACUCGGGUGUUCGGGCAAGGCUCGUCCUUGAUCUCUUCCAAAUUCAGUGCGUUCCCUAGACAGCCCGGGGCGGCCUAGAGCCCGCUACUCUCCUGCCUCGGUGGGUGUGAGAGUAGCUGGAGUGACAGUCAAAGGGAGCCGAGAGUUUUCUUUCCCAGGCCCCCUCUAGUCCUGGAAAGAACGUGCAUUCCCACGAACAGACAUCCUGGGCAAGAAUCCCAGGUCUUCGCGCACGCUAAGUACUAAGAACCCCUAGAAACCCAGACACAAAACUCGGUCCAAAACAAAAGAAGCAAAAACAAACAAACAAACAAACAAAAACCCACUCCUGCUAGGCGCGCUCUGUGUUGCAACCCCGUCAUUCAGCGCUCUGGGCGCAGGGGAGGGCCAGCAAGCUGACUCCGUGCAGAAAGGCUCUUGCUGUCAAGACUGACAACCAGAGUUCAGUUUCUGGAACCCACAGAGUGGAAAGGAGAAGUGUCUUCUGCACGUCGUUGGCCUCUACACACCUAUGGUUGCAGGUGCGUGCCUGCACAGUCACAAGUAGGCCUUUCUUUUGUUUUGAGACAAGGUCUCUGUGUAGCCCUGGCAGUCCUCGAAUUUGAGCUGUGAACCAGGCUGGCCUCGAACUCAGAUCGCUCUGCCUCUGCCCCUUCCAAGUGCUGGGAUUACAGGCAUGCACCACCACCACCUACAAAAGAAAAAAGAAAACAAAGAGGUGUGUGUGCAGAAGAAUCCAGAGGUCAAGGUCAUUGUUCGCUCCGUAGAGAGAGCGCUAGGGCAGCGGGGCGAGGUGAGUGAGAGCGCGCAUCUAAGCCAUGGAUCCGAGCCUUGCGGACAGGGCCCCUUCCAGUUUCGCCCAAGCCCCAGCUGUGUGCGACGUUUUCGCUUUGCCUGCGGCGCCCCCUGGCGGCCCAAUCGGGGUAGUGCGUGAGAAUGAGAUUUAAACCCCUGCAUGAAGCAAGUCCUCGGAAGCUGGCAAACCUGACCUUCUAGGCCAAGACUCUGACUAGAUGGAGUAAGAAGGCUGUGAACCAGGGCGGUCGGAGCUUGCCAGCAUCUCGUCCGCCUCCCUUCCCAGCUUGGAGCAGUGGGGGAAACUGAGGUUCAAGACCGAAUACACUUUAAGGAGGCCUGCUGGCCUCCAAGCCCAACAGCCUGAAUUCGAUCCCGGGCACCCACGCGGUGCGGGAAAAGACCCGACUCAAAAGCUGUCCCUUGACUCUCUCACCCUUGUCCCCUCAAAGAAUAAUUAUGGGCAAUUUUAAAUUAUUAUUAUUUUGCUUUUUCUAGACAGGGUUUUUCUGUGUCGCCCUGGCUGUCCUGGAACUCACUCUGUAGGCCAGACUAGACUCAAACUCAGAGAUCCUCCUGCCUCUGCCUCCCGAGUGCUGGGACUUAAGGCAUGCACUACCACUGCCCAAGUGAAAUUUUAAAAUAUUAAUGAAAUAAAAUAGAAAUCCUCAUUCACCCCUUAUGGGAAAUAAACUUAGUACAGUUGCAUGGGAACCUGUUUUGAGGCAUGGGAGUCAGAACUUCACUGCUGGGCGCAGGGUUCCUGGACUUGCUCACAUGUGUGUUCGGUAGCUUUGUAACUGACACACCCACCUCCCGUGGUGUGUCCUGAGUGGGAUACUGCUCAGUCAGGAGCAGGAGUGGAGCACUGACACCAGCUGCUACACAAGACUGGGUGACAGUAGCCAGACCCAAAACACUUCACCUGCAGGAAGUGUCCUGACAGGGACAGCCAGGAAUGGAACUGUCAGUCCAGGACUGCCAGGGCCAUGGGGAAAGCGAGCGAGAUUAAUGGGAGGGGCUCUCUUAAAGAGACAGAAUGUUUCCAAACUAGAUAGGCAUAAGCAGGGUUACUCUGUAAAUGUGCUUUUAAAAAUACAUCAAGCAGAAACUGGA
Messenger RNA from Apodemus sylvaticus (European woodmouse), 2615 nucleotides. RefSeq names its product nucleoredoxin like 1 (gene Nxnl1). The record is from RefSeq and is a predicted model, not a curated record. Gene Ontology annotation, biological process: photoreceptor cell maintenance. The transcript has 2 exons. Bases 1 to 648 code for a protein of 215 amino acids. Gene Ontology annotation, cellular component: mitochondrion. Lineage: Eukaryota; Metazoa; Chordata; Mammalia; Rodentia; Muridae.